GGGCUAUAAAGCAGAGAGGGUCGGUGACUGGAGGACGCUGCUGGUACUCUGAGGAAACUCUGAUCUGUCCUGUCUCCGGAAAACUACUGACUGAACUGCAACCUCGGAUGAUCUAAAACUUUCUAACUCAACUUUGGACGUUAAUGGAUGAAGGAGGUGUGUAAUUAGUCGCUUUAAGACGACAGAGGCUCCAUAAAGUCCUCGAUACAGAGACGUACUGAGACGUACUGAACUGAGAGGGAGGUUUUUGGGAUGCUGGCUCCUCGCGCGCUCCUCCGCUCCUUGCUGUGCGCGCUGAGCUGCGCGUGGCUGCACACCGGAGCGGCCUCGCGACUGAAGUCUCCAGCUCUGCCCAUCCAGUCAGAGAGAGAACCGCUGCCCUCCAAAGGCCUGGCAGGAUGCUCAUUCGGAGGUCGAUUCUACUCUCUGGAGGACACAUGGCACCCAGAUCUGGGGGAGCCCUUCGGUGUCAUGCACUGUGUCCAAUGCGACUGCGAACCUCAAAAGAGUCGUCGUGGCAAGGUGUUUGGGAAAGUAAACUGUAAGAACAUUAAACAGGACUGCCCAGCCCCGGAGUGUGACGAUGCAAUCCUGCUGCCAGGACACUGCUGUAGAACCUGCCCUAAAGGUGAAGCUGACAAGAAACAGACCGACGCUGUGCUGGACAGCUUUGAGUAUUUCCAUGAGAAGGGCAAAGAUAAGGAGGAUGACCUCCACAAAUCUUACAAUGACCGAUCCUACCUGAGUUCUGAGGAGUUGGGCCCCGGGGAGAGCCGCACUGACUUUGUUGCAGUGUUGACAGGAGUGACGGAAUCAUGGCUUCCCAGCGCCAAUGGUGUUGCCAGAGCUCGCUUCUCUCUGACCCGAACUAGUCUGGCCUUCUCCAUCACAUACCAGAGAAUGAACCGCCCCAUUAAAAUAGUCUUCCUGGAUUCCGCUGGGACCACUGCUUUUGAGUACCGAGUCCCCAAGGGACAGUCAGACAUGAUCUGUGGAGUAUGGAAGAACCUGGCUAAGCCUGUACUGCGACAGCUGCAGUCUGAGCAGCUGCGCAUCAGCAUGAGCACAGCGACGAGCAGAGGAGAAGAAGUGGAGGGGAAGAUCAUCAAACACAGGGCGCUGUUUGCUGAGACGUUCAGUUCAACGCUGACAUCGGAGGAGGAGAAUUCAGGCAUGGGAGGCCUCGCCAUGUUGACGCUGAGUGACACAGAGAACAACCUCCACUUCAUCCUCAUCCUUCAAGGCCUCAUCAAGCAUACAGACAAAGAGCCCCUUGUGGUGCCCAUCCGAGUCCAGCUUGUGUAUCGACAACACAUCCUGAGAGAGAUCCGAGCCAACAUCACCUCUCAUGAUCCAGACUUUGCAGAGGUGCUGACAGACCUCAAUAGCCGCGAGCUGUUCUGGUUAUCUCGUGGUCAGCUGGAGAUCGCCGUGGCAACCGAGGGUCAGGAUCCCAGACAAAUCUCUGGCUUCAUCACCGGCAGGAAAUCUUGUGACACUAUUCAGAGUGUGAUGUCCAGCGGUGAUGCAUUGACCCCGGGGAAGACAGGAGGUGUGGGAUCCGCUAUCUUCAACCUCUUCGAUAACGGCACACUGGACUACCAGGUUCAGGUCGCAGGUCUCUCCAGUGAGUUCGUUGGCCUCACUAUUGAGUUGAAGCCGCGGCGGCGAAACAAGCGAUCUGUGCUGUACGACCUGACGCCAGAGUACAACAAGGCCAUGGGCCAGGCGCAGGGCAGCUGGAAUCGCCUGGAGGCUCGACACAUCCACAUGCUGCUGCAGAACGAGCUGUUCAUCAAUGUGGCCACGGCGCACAGCCAGGAGGGGGAGCUGAGAGGGCAGAUUAGGGCGCUGCUCUACAGCGGCCUGGAGGCACCCAGACAUGAGUUGCCCAUUCCUCUGGCCGGCAACUUUGUGUCUCCCCCGGUAAGAACCGGUGCCUCUGGCCACGCCUGGGUGUCCGUGGACAAACAGUGCCACCUGCAUUAUGAGAUUGUUGUUGCGGGCCUCAGCAAGGCCGAUGACCUCACUGUGAACGCCCACCUCCACGGACUGGCUGAGAUUGGAGAAAUAGACGACAGCAGCACCACUCACAAGAGGCUGCUGACCGGCUUUUACGGCUCACAGGCUCAGGGAGUGUUAAAGGACAUCAGUGCUGAAUUACUGCAACACCUGGACCAAGGAACAGCCUUCAUCCAGGUCAGCACCAAGACGAACCCCCGAGGAGAAAUACGAGGACGGGUCCAUGUGCCAAACAACUGUGAGUUAGGGGCCAAGGCGGAGGUGGAGGAGGCGGAGUUUGACGACCUCUUUGUGAAGGACCCCGAGGAGCUGAAGAAAGACCCCCAUACCUGCUUCUUUGAGAACCAGCACCAAGCUCACGGCUCCCGCUGGACUCCCAACUACGACAAGUGCUUUUCCUGCAGCUGCCAGAAGCGAACUGUGAUCUGUGAUCCAGUCAUCUGUCCGGUGUUGACCUGCUCACGAACCAUUCAGCCUGAGGAGAAGUGUUGCCCGAUCUGUGACGAGACUACGGAGCCCAAGGACAUGAAAGUUCCAGAGAGAGUGGACGAACAUCCUGAGGGCUGCUACUUUGAAGGAGACCAGAAGAUGCACGCUCCAGGAACCACAUGGCAUCCCUUCGUACCUCCCUUUGGCUACAUUAAAUGUGCUGUCUGCACUUGCAAGGGAUCUUCAGGAGAGGUGCACUGUGAGAAGGUGACGUGUCCGGUGUUGACCUGCAGUCACCCCGUAAGGCGUAAUCCCUCCGACUGCUGUAAGGAGUGUCCAGAGGAGGAGAGGACUCCUGCAGGCCUGGAGCACAGCGACAUGAUGCAAGCAGACGGCCCGAGGCACUGCAAGUUUGGCAAGAACUAUUACCAGAACAGUGACAACUGGCAUCCCUGGGUACCGCUGGUGGGGGAGAUGAAAUGCAUCAACUGCUGGUGUGAUCAUGGUGUGACUAAGUGUCAGAGGAAGCAAUGUCCAGCACUGACCUGCACCAACGCCUCCCGCAGAGAGGGCGCGUGCUGUCCUGAAUGCAUUGAUCUCAAAGAGGAAGACGACCUGAUGAUGAAAGCUCCAAACAAAAGACGAACCUUGAGACAUUGAUCACCGAACCCUCCUCUACCCAUCUAACCCAAACCCAGAGCUGCACACUGGGUCCCACCUGCCCUCCCUCCUCCACCUCCUCACACCCACCCUGCUAUCAGCUUCAGGAUUGUAAUGAACAGAGAAGAGACGGAGACGGAGACAUAAUAAAAAAGGAAAACUUCCAAAGACUCGUGAAACGAAGGGAUGAAGCUACAUGAAAAGGACCAACCAGACUUUACAAACCUUUCUGCUUCCUGCCUUUCCAUUUUUGCUGGAAUUUUCUUUUCGCUCAGUUUUUUUUUUUUUCAGCUCAACAGGACAAAACGGUAUAUAUAUGUAGAAAUAUAACACAGCUGCUCAACGGGAUAUUGUUUUGGUAAGAUUGUGCAAAUCAUUGACAGGGCUUCUUUUUGAAGUGCAGCCAUAGCUACUGCAGCUCUCACCGCUCUCACUGGAUACGAGAGGAACGUGUGAAUGUGAAUGUGAAUGUGUGUGAGUGUUUUUUUUACCAGUAAAGAAUAAUCAGAAACACAGUAAACGUCUUGGGAGGCAACGCAGGGUUCAAUAACUGUAAAACAAAUACUGUGAAAACCUGGAAACAGUGUCGUCCGUUCAGUCGUAGGAUUAUAUUUCCACUCAGUAUGGAUCUGUUUGAUUGGAAGAGAAGCCCAGCUGGUUGUUAUUUCAGUACUAAUACGAGCUUCGCCUUCAUCUCCUGUUGAUCUCAUCGCUUCUCUGCUUUGGUUGUUCCUGUUUCAAAUUAAGUAAUAUUUUUAUGAAUUUUUCUAUAAUUGUUUUUUUAUUAAGAAGCUGGUUUGUAUUUUUGUAUUUAUUGAAUGGCGUGGAGACAAAAUAAAGAGUUGUUUGCUGGUAA
Molecule: messenger RNA, 3967 nt
Organism: Sebastes umbrosus (honeycomb rockfish)
Lineage: Eukaryota; Metazoa; Chordata; Actinopteri; Perciformes; Sebastidae
Gene: chrd
Product: chordin
Exons: 21
Coding region: 253-3111 (952 amino acids)
Biological process (GO): multicellular organism development
Molecular function (GO): protein binding
Source: RefSeq, a predicted model, not a curated record